Messenger RNA from Lucilia cuprina (Australian sheep blowfly), 836 nucleotides. RefSeq lists its product as uncharacterized. Gene Ontology annotation, molecular function: N-acetyltransferase activity. The transcript is spliced from 4 exons. The coding region runs from base 36 to 761 and encodes 241 amino acids. NCBI's taxonomy places the organism in Eukaryota, Metazoa, Arthropoda, Insecta, Diptera, Calliphoridae. The record is from RefSeq and is a predicted model, not a curated record.
UAAGGUUUGCUAAAUGGUCAUAUUAAAAUUCGAAAAUGUUUUCUCAGUGUUUGCAGUUAAUUUGUGAUGAUGAAGUUGAAAUAAUAAAAAUAACUGAAGAUUUAUAUGACGAUUCCGUAGAGUUAUUUCUCAAGUAUUUCAUGAAAUAUGAAAAUGUCAGUAUUGCUUGUAAUCUAAACGAAUGCCCGGAAGAAAUGGAAAACUUUAUAAGGGCGGCACUGAAAGAUAACAUCUCAUUUGCGGCUCGAGAUGUAGAAACACAAGAACUAGUGGCCAUAUGUAUUAAUAAAAUUGUGAAUCCUUCUGCUCAAAUAACUUUAAAUGAAGUCUUUGCCUCUUUCAAAUCUCCCAAUAUGCAGAAAGUCGCCGAAUAUCUUCACACUGUCGAAUGCACUUAUGACAUUUUUAAGGAGUGGCAAAUCGAUUGUGCCUUUGAGCUAAUGUUCAUUACCACACGCACCGAUUAUGCGAAACGUGGCAUUGCUUUCUCUUUGGCUAAAUUUGCACUGGAAUAUGCUGGUAAACUUAAAGAGAAUGACUGGGAUGAGUCGCAACAAUUGCCCGAACAUAUAAGAGGACAAACGCCGAAAGCUUUAAUAUCAGUUGCUACCUCACGUUAUACACAAAUCGUUGCAGAGAAGUUGGGUCUUGAAACAUUAUUUAGCGUGGAAAAUUCUGAAUUUUCGUUUGAGGGCAAAACAUUUGCGGAGAAAAUAGAUCCUAUACAUAAGUAUUCAACAUUUGUUGCUAUUAGAUUGUGAAACAUUUGUUGCUAUUGUGGUUGUGGUUGUAUUCAGUUAUUUAAAGAUAAAAUAAAUAUUGGGGCUAAAAUGUGA